AAAUUUAAGGUCCAAUCGGUUGUUUUUAAUUAUAGACAAGAAAUGUCCCAAACGAAAAUUAUAGUCAAUUCAUGUUAUUUGACAGCUCUAGUGCCGAUAACGAGGAGGAGCUCAAAAAGCUCGACGAGAAGAUUGCAUAUGCAGAAGAAAAUUUGGGUGAAAGUGAAGUCCAUGAAGCUCAUCUUGCUAAGGCUCUGUAUUUCAUCAGGAUUAGUGAUAAGGAGAAAGCCCUGGAGCAGCUAUUACUCACUGAAGGAAAAACUAUUUCUGUUAGUCAAAAAAUGGAUUUAGUAUUCUAUACAUUGCAGCUUGCUUUCUUCUACAUGGACUUUGAUCUGGUAUCAAAGAACAUUGACAAAGCAAAAAAAUUGUUUGAAGAGGGUGGUGACUGGGAGAGGAAAAAUCGACUAAAGGUCUAUGAAGGCUUGUACUGCAUGGCCACCAGAAACUUCAAUAAGGCUGCCAGCUUAUUUCUAGAUUCUAUAUCAACCUUCACAACAUAUGAAAUUUUUCCAUAUGAGACCUUAAUAUUCUACACCGUCCUGACAAGCAUCAUAACUUUGGACAGAGUUUCUCUUAAGCAAAAGGUCGUUGAUGCACCUGAGAUCUUAACCGUGCUUGGAAAGAUUCCGUUCCUUUCUGAGUUUCUGAACUCCUGGUAUGAGUGCCAGUACAAGGCGUUUUUCUCAGCAUUUGCUGGAAUGGCGGAGCAGAUAAAGCUUGACCGUUACCUGUACCCGCAUUUCCGGUUCUACAUGAGGGAAGUCAGAACGGUGGUGUACUCCCAGUUUUUGGAAUCUUACAAGAGUGUGACAGUUGAAGCGAUGGCAAAAGCCUUUGGCGUUUCCGUGGAUUUCAUUGAUCAGGAGCUGUCACGCUUCAUUGCUGCUGGGAAGCUUCACUGCAAGAUAGACAAGGUUGCAGGUGUUGUGGAGACUAACCGUCCUGAUGCAAAGAAUACACUUUACCAGGCAUCAAUCAAGCAAGGGGAUUUCUUGCUAAACCGGAUCCAGAAGCUGUCUCGUGUGAUCGAUCUGAGAAUACCUCAGUGGCAGCCUCGGAGAAGACAUCAGAGGCAUCUUCGGAGAAGACUGUCCAUGCUCACUCAUCUUCAGCUUUUCUUCUGCCUCCUUGUCGAACUCAUCCUCCCUGUGCCUUCUCUCAGUUUCUGCCCUGCAGAGUAUAUUUUACAUAGUCUGAGGCUAUAUAAUCCUUGCUUGCUCUCGAUGCAGAUUUACUUUGACAAAGUCACGGAGUGGGCUUUGACUCAAUCUGGCUCCACCCUCUUUAGACAAGCACUCGCCAGCUUGGAAACUGACCCUGGACUCCACCCAUUACUUCCUUUUUCACUUCUUUCAUCGCUGAAGAGGACUCUUAGGAUGCUCGAUUUACACUAUAAAGAAUGCUACUUUAUCAUCUGUCUUAUCGUCUUCAUAAAUUUUGUGCCUUGUUACAGCGAUGAGAGACUGUUUGAUGGAAAAAGUUUAUAUGCUGGGAAGGAACUAUGGAAGGAGACUCUGCCAUUGAAAUCUGGAUCUCGAGUUUACAAAUUACAAGGGCUGAAGUCAAAUUCUUGGUAUGAAGUCAAGAUAUCGUACCCAGCUUCUAUACCGGCUUUGUUUACGCUGCAACUACUAAAGAACGGUGUAAUGGGUUUGAAGCUUAACCAUAUGAGGAGAUUGCUAAACACUGAGAAGUUGAUCUUCAAAACGGAAAGUCUUGAAGAAGUUGAUAACAAGGACGGAUUGUAUGUUUUGGUGACUGUGGAACCUGAAGGAAUCGUGACUAUACCAAAUUCCAAAGAACGGGCGUCUAUCAUUUAUAACAUAGUUUGUGAAGAACAGCUCUUAGGCAUCCCUUACUCAAGCUGGUCAGUGGUGGUUUUAGUAGUGUUGUGUCUCGUGGUCGCGUUGAUUCUUCCCCGGUUUCUCCCAUCUUAUCUUCUAAUCAAAGAUGUAGAUCGUGAUCGAAAGACUUCAAUACUUUGCCUCACCCGAGGGAGGCAUGAUCUCUACAAUUACAAUCAGAAGGAAAGAAGGAGCAUUCUUGAGGUGCUAGAGGAUUUUCAUUCCGUACAAAUCCCAUUUGAGUGGCUAGUACAGUUAGUCCCACCGCUAAAACCAAGAGCUUUUUCGAUAUCAUCGUCUCCUUUGGCCCACCCUGCUCAAGUACAUUUGACCGUAAGCAGAGUAUCAUGGAUCACGCCUUAUGAGAGAACUCAAAAAGGUCUGUGCUCCUCUUGGCUUGCAAGCCUCACACCUGAACAAGAGGUAAACAUACCGUUUUGGUUUCACAAAGGCUCCCUUCCUGCUCCAUCACAGUCGCUUCCGCUCAUCUUAGUGGGACCCGGAACUGGAUGUGUGCCUUUCCGUGGAUUCAUAGCUGAGAGAGCCGUACAAGCUCAGUCUAGCCCGAUUGCGCCUGUCAUUUUCUGCUUUGGUUGCAGAAACAAAGACACAGACUUUCUAUACCGCGACUUUUGGGAGUCUCACACAAGAGGAGAAGGCAUGCUCUCUGAAGGAAAAGACGGUGGCUUUUACACAGCGUUCUCUAGAGACCAACCGAAGAAGACCGGAAACGCUCUUGAUGCGGCGGAGCGUAUUGGUCGCGAAGCAGAACGCCGUGGAUUUCCAGCAUCUAUCGUCUCCACCGACGAAUUCGACGCGAGUUCCUUACCUCAUGAGGAGGCUGUUGUUUUUGUUGUCUCCACUACAGGGCAAGGAGACUCUCCUGAUUCCUUUAAGGCAUUUUGGAGGUUUCUUCUUCAAAGAAAUCUGAGAAACUAUUGGUUGCAACAAGUUCGCUAUGCGGUGUUUGGACUAGGUGAUUCUGGUUACCAGAAGUACAAUACCGGGAUCCGGUUUUGCAGUUAUUCUCAAUCGACGGGUGGUGAAGUGGCGGCGAUGGGAGAAAAGCCAAGGAAGCUGCUUGUGUUGUAUGCUUCUCAAACCGGAAACGCUCUUGAUGCGGCGGAGCGUAUUGGCCGCGAAGCAGAACGCCGUGGUUUUCCAGCAUCUAUAGUCUCCACCGACGAAUUCGACGCUAGUUCCUUACCUCAUGAGGAGGCUGUUGUUUUUGUUGUCUCCACUACAGGGCAAGGAGACUCUCCUGAUUCCUUUAAGGCAUUUUGGAGGUUUCUUCUUCAAAGAAAUCUGGGAAACUAUUGGUUGCAACAAGUUCGCUAUGCGGUGUUUGGACUAGGUGAUUCUGGUUACCAGAAGUACAAUUUUGUAGCAAAGAAGUUAGACAAAAGAUUAUCAGAUCUUGGGGCCACAUCCAUCAUUGAAAAAGGUCUAGGAGAUGAUCAACACCCAUCAGGGUACGAAGGAACUCUUGAUCCGUGGAUGCUGUCUUUGUGGAGUACAUUAUACCAGAUCAAUCCAAAAUACUUUCCUAAAGGUCCAGAUGUGAAGAUUCCUCAAGAUGAAGUAAUUGAUCAGCCUAAAUAUAGGAUUUUAUAUCAUAAGCAGGAGAAAUUGGAGCCUAAAUUAUUGUCAGAUUCAGAUAUCAUACAAAGAGCCCGUGGAAUGUCCCCAGGAAAAUUAUUCAAGGACAAAAGUAAACCAGACUGCUUUCUCAAGAUGACCCGAAAUGAAGUCUUGACUAAAGCUGAAAGCACAAAGGAUGUCCGCCACUUUGAGUUCCAGUUUGUUUCUUCUACUACCGAAUAUGAAGUUGGCGAUGUUGUUGAGCUUCUUCCAAGCCAAAAUCCUUCAGCGGUAGAUGCAUUUAUAGAACGCUGCGAUCUAGACCCAGAAUCAUUCAUCACAGUUGGUCCGACAGAGACAGAGAAUAGUGGUUUCAGUGAAGAAAUUAUUACACAGCUCCCUAUUAAGCUUAAGACUUUUGUUGAAUUAACAAUGGAUGUUACAUCCGCUUCACCUCGACGAUACUUCUUUGAGGUUAUGAGCUUCUAUGCAACAGCUGAACAUGAGAAGGAAAGACUUCAAUACUUUGCCUCACCCGAGGGGCGGGAUGAUCUCUACAAUUACAAUCAGAAGGAAAGAAGGAGCAUUCUUGAGGUGCUAGACGAUUUUCCUUCCGUACAAAUCCCAUUUGAGUGGCUAGUACAGUUAGUCCCACCGCUAAAACCAAGAGCUUUUUCGAUAUCAUCGUCUCCUUUGGCCCACCCUGCUCAAGUACAUUUGACCGUAAGCAUAGUAUCAUGGAUCACGCCUUAUAAGAGAACUCGAAAAGGUCUGUGCUCCUCUUGGCUUGCAAGCCUCACACCUGAACAAGAGGUAAACAUACCGGUUUGGUUUCACAAAGGCUCCCUUCCUGCUCCAUCACAGUCGCUUCCGCUUAUCUUAGUGGGACCCGGAACCGGAUGUGCGCCUUUCCGUGGGUUCAUCGCUGAGAGAGCCGUACAAGCUCAGUCUAGCCUGAUUGCGCCCGUCAUGUUCUUCUUCGGUUGCAGAAACAAAGACACAGACUUUCUAUACCGCGACUUCUGGGAGUCUCACGCAAGAGAAGGAGGCAUGCUCUCUGAAGGAAAAGGCGGUGGCUUUUACACAGCGUUCUCUAGAGACCAACCGAAGAAGGUUUACGUGCAACAUAAGAUCCGCGAAAUGAGCAAGAAAGUUUGGGAUUUACUUUGUGAUGGAGCCGCUGUUUACGUGGCGGGCUCAUCGACGAAAAUGCCUUGUGAUGUGAUGUCGGCUUUGGAGGACAUUGUGUCGGAGGAGACAGGAGGAUCAAAGGAGGUAGCUUCACGGUGGCUCAAGGCUCUGGAGAAGACAGGGAGGUACAAUGUUGAAGCUUGGUCUUAACUCUAACUCUAACUUCAUAUGUAAUCUUUAAUCCAUAUAUGAAGCUAAGAAGCUUUGGUUAUUGUUGUCACACUAAUUUUUAUUUUAUUUUGAUAAUUCAUAAAAUAACAAAUUAACU
Messenger RNA from Arabidopsis arenosa, 4887 nucleotides. Lineage: Eukaryota; Viridiplantae; Streptophyta; Magnoliopsida; Brassicales; Brassicaceae. The record is from the annotation of a GenBank genome assembly.